Molecule: messenger RNA, 443 nt
Organism: Ambispora gerdemannii
Lineage: Eukaryota; Fungi; Glomeromycota; Glomeromycetes; Archaeosporales; Ambisporaceae
Source: the annotation of a GenBank genome assembly
UUGCCAACUUGGCACCUCAACUUGAGCAUGAUCCUUCAGCGAGGGACUCUAACCGUAAAGUCCAUAAACCAUUCAUCUACCUGGCCACGAUGGAUUGCCUAAGGUUAGCCUUCUUUUUGUCAUUUAUGCCCGUGACUGCACACUCAAUUAUCAAUGGGAUUUGUAGUGCUGAUGUUUCACUCAAUGAGAACGGUUCAGGUCAUGAUAUUGUCCGGUUUGGCCGACCGUUAUGGGGAUCUCGGUGGCAAUCAGAUGAUACUAAGUCUUGGAUGACAGGUCAAACCAAAUUUGAAAAUAUCAUAUUACUUGCCAAGUUUAAGCUUCUUGGGGGAACGAAUCAAUGGAAUCAGGAUGCUAAGACGAAAAGAAAAGCAACGCUCGUCAUAAUUGCUUGUAUUGCCACUUUAUAUAUAUCCCCAAUCUCAAGCGUGGCCCCCGAUCUC